Molecule: messenger RNA, 1482 nt
Organism: Tigriopus californicus
Lineage: Eukaryota; Metazoa; Arthropoda; Copepoda; Harpacticoida; Harpacticidae
Exons: 3
Coding region: 994-1482 (162 amino acids)
Source: RefSeq, a predicted model, not a curated record
UCAUCAAUUAUGCUUCACUAUUUUGAUUUGGUGGUACAUUGAAUUUUCAAAUCUGAUGCAUUGAAAGCGUUACAUGGUUCUUGAAAACAUUAAUAACUUCAUUUCUUACCUCCAAUUUGAAAAGGCACAACCCACAAGUAUGUUUUUCAAUUUGCAAAAUCAUUUAUGUGGAACAAUUCGUCCACAACAACAGGAAAAUGGGUUACUUUUACGCCAAAAUGAACCAACUGUAUGGUACUUACAAUACUGUCGCCUUUCACUCAAUUUGUGCGGUUGCUGGAGCAACCAAUUUGCUGAAUCAGAUUAUUCAUGAUUUGUUGCCUUCAGUUUUGGAGGGAUCUUUAGAAAAUGAAUCAGUUGCUAACACUGGUGCCUUUCUUUAUCAACUUUAUCCCACUUUAUAGGAAGUCUAUGCGUAUGUGUGUCACUCUCCAUGUAACUUGGUAAUUUUACUUGACAACUGAUAGGAUUGUUCAAGCUAUCAGGUUUUAUUCAUGAAUUUUUUUUUCACCUGUCCAUUAAUGGCAGCUUCGAAAAGUUCGCUGGACCAAAGGAACCUUUCCUAUUAUCUACAUACGAGACUACAUAUAGCCGGGAAAUGCCCCCGGAACUGGAGCAAAUCUCUUGGAUUACCAUUCCUGGCCUUAUCACUGUCAUGAAUGGAGAAGAGGUUGCCCAUCAACGUUCCCUCACAACGGUGUUAAUCUUCAACAGGAGUCCUAGAAAUCAGUCUCUAGGGAGCAUUGUCGAAUCCCCCCGCCCACGCAAACACACUGACACGCACACGCCCUCUGCCCACGACAAGUCUGCAACUCUGCAUUCUACGGUCAUGAGAAUCAGGGCGAGAGGUGCCCUCUUCUUCUCUUUCUCUGUUGCUCCUGUGUAAUCCUUCGGGAGGUUUUCUUGGCCUCCCAGGGAUGCCGCUCACAAGUUCGAGGGCAAGGUGAGUAAAAAGGCCGGGCAGCCGUGAAGAUCAAGUCAGUUGAUGCCGAGAUGCCGCCAAGUUCAAUUCACGUAGGAAUUUCUGCUUGGGUCUUCUGGCUUCUUCUCAGUGACUUGAUUGUGAUCAGCGUGUUCUCGUUUCCGCAAGCGAGAAGCGAAGAGGGAUUCUAUCCGGACCACGUCUUCUAUGAUCCAUACCAUGGACCUGGGCGUUCCUACUAUAUCAGGGGAUACCCUGCUGUAGAUGACCAUCAAAUGUAUUUAGCUAAGUUUAAUGGAGCCCAGGGAAGCAUCGACUCCCAACUCGUGGAAGCCUUGAUCCGAAAUUAUUUGGACGGUCGUCAUAUGGACGGUUUAGUCGACGAAGACGAAGUCCGAAGACUCUUGCAAUUUAAUGGAGCCCAGGGAAGCAUCGACUCCCAACUCGUGGAAGCCUUGAUCCGAAAUUAUUUGGACGGUCGUCAUAUGGACGGUUUAGUCGACGAAGACGAAGUCCGAAGACUCUUGCAAGUGCGGAAACGGGGAGAGCUCCUCACCUAG